CAGCGCGCCGGAGAGGCGAAUGGGGGCCGAAGGAGGCGCCGGCGCCGCGGAGCGAGCGAGCAAGGCGGACCCGACGAGGGAGCCUUCCUCCGUCAGCAGCGCGGCAGCCGCGACGGCGCCCCCGGAGGGCGAGGGUGGAAGCAGGAGGAGGCCUGAUCAGAAACAGCAGCGAGGCUGCAGAUGACCCCCUCUCUGUGGAGGAGCAGCUAUAUCAUGCUUUCAAGCCCUUGGAGGGUUUUGUGUUUGUGACCACGAAGAUCUUCAACUGCAAGGAUGAAGGUCCGCUGCCUCCUGCUGGUAGCUCUCUGGCUCUGCGCCGUUGACCUCGGCAGCGCCUCAGAGCGCUGCGACGACUGGGGCGUGGACACCAUGAAGCACAAGCCGGUCUACAACGGGGAGCCGGCCAAAAUCAAGUGUCCUCUCUUUGAAGCCUUCCUGAAGUACAACUACAGCACCGCCCACUCCGCGGGCCUCACCCUGAUCUGGUACUGGAUUGGGCGAGGCCAGGACAUCGAGGAGCCCAUCAAUUUCCGCCUCCCGGACAACCAUAUCAGCAAGGAGAAGGACACCCUCUGGUUCCGCCCCGCUCUGCUCAACGACACCGGGAACUACACCUGCAUGCUCAGAAACACCACCUACUGCAGCAAAGUGGCUUUCCCGCUGGAAGUCGUUGACAAAGACCCCGGUUCCUGCGUCAGCCAGGCCAUCAGGCCGGAAGAAGUCCUCAUGUACCUGGACUACACGAACAAGAACCUCACCUGCCCAGAUGUGGAAGGGUUUUAUCCAGCCGGGACCAAGCCAAAGGUCUGGUGGUAUAUGAACUGCAAACUCAUGGAUAAUUUCAACGAGCGAUACCCCAGCGGCGUCAACCUGACCUUUGGCUUCGUCCGCGAGGCGUACCAGGCCGACUACACCUGUGUCGUGAGCUACAAGGAGAACGGCCGGGAUUUCAACCUCACACGGACUUUGAGGGUCAAGGUGGUAGGGCCUCCAGACAAGGCAACGGUUCCGACAAUCAUCUCUCCAAAUAAGCAAGUCGGUUAUGAACUCACACCAGGAGAAGCGCUCGAGAUCCGUUGCGAGGUCCAGUUCACGUUCCUGAAGGACUCUCCGCAAGAGGUCUGGUGGAUGGUGGACGGGAAGAGCCCAGAGGACGUCGCUGACCUGAAGUUCAACAUCACACUGACGGAGAUCCCCUCCAGCCUUGGUGAGAUGACCAUUGUGAAGACUCUGGUCGUGCCCAAGGUCACUGAGAGGGACCUGAAGCGAAACUACACCUGCUGGGCGCACAACCUGAAGGGGACCGUUCACCAGGAGGCCAUGGUGAAGAUGAAAGUCCCUGUGCCCAGGUACACGGUGGAGCUGGUCUGCGGCUUGGGGGCCACCAUCGUCCUGGUGGUUCUCCUGACCCUCGUCUACCACUUCUACUGGCUGGAAAUGGUCCUCUUCUACCGGGCUCAUUUUGGGACAGACGAAACCAUCUUAGACGGGAAAGAGUAUGACAUUUAUGUGUCCUACGCGAGGAACGCCGAAGAGGAAGAGUUUGUGCUGAUGACGUUGAGAGGGGUUCUGGAGAACGAGUUUGGCUACAAGCUGUGCAUUUUUGACAGAGACAGCCUCCCCGGGGGAAUUGUCACGGAUGAGACCCUGAGCUUCAUCCAGAGGAGCCGGCGUCUGCUGGUGGUGCUGAGCCCCAACUAUGUCCUCCAGGGGACGCAAGCUGUGCUGGAGCUGAAAGCGGGCCUGGAGAACAUGGCGGCCAGGGGGUCCAUCAAGGUGAUCCUUGUCCAGUACCAGGCCAUUAAGAAGAGCAAGUUCAAGGAGCUCAGGCGGGCAAAGGCCGCCCUCACCGUCAUCAAGUGGCAGGGGGAGAAGUCCAGCUACCCUCGGGGAAGGUUCUGGAAGCAACUGCUGGUGGAGAUGCCCGUCAAGAGCAGCAGGACCAGGAGCUCCGGGCAGGAGCAGGACUUUGCCCAGCCUCCUCUGGGAGAUGUCUGAGGACAAGGGGAGCUUGAGCACCCGUCGCUGGGGUGGGGGAGAGGCGUAGCUGGAGAGCGAGGGUUUCUGGGAUGGAGGGCACCCUCUCUCAAAUCCCAAGGGCCCGGCUGCCUCUCCCCUCCAGCGCCCGACUUGAGCCUGCCUCGCCUGACUCUGUUUCCCUUCGGACGCCAGCCCACAAAAGCCAAAUUGCUUUUCUACUGGAGCGAGUCAGUAUCCUUCCAGGUUGAUGUGGGAGCAAUGCGGUCUUGCCCGCCCCCCAGUUUGGCGCAAGAGAUCUCGAGGGCCUCUAAAGUCCAUUCUCCCUACCUUGCAACCGAUCCCCUGGCCUAGACACCCACUGUGAUAUUUUUAAACUCUGCCAGGGUUGGUUGAAAGCCCCCACCGCCUGGAACCCAGAAUGCAGAGCAGGUAGGGAGUUUUUUGCCCCGUGGAGGCAGGGGGCUGCAUUUCCUCACCCACCCGCCCUCCUUGAAGCAGCCGAUGUAGAAUCAUAGAACUUCAGAAUUGGGGCCCAAGGGUCAUCUAGUCCAACCCCUCAAUGCAAGGACGUGGGGGGUGCCUUCAGGUCAAAAGCCCCAUUCUCUUUCCUGCAUCCUAGGAGAGUCUGUGUGUUUCCUUUUCCUUCCACCAUUUCCCAUCAACCCCCUUUGCUCCCAUCUCCUCUAGAACGGAAAGCCAUGUUUGGAACUGUACCUCUUUUUUUUUAACCCCCAUGUUCAGUAUUAUUUCUCAUGCCAUCUGCCUCUAAUCUGCCGGGAGAGUCAAACGGACAAGUUUACAUAGAGUUCUUGCUGGUGAGCCUGGGAGAACAGCUCCACAGGGUGGGAUUUUCUUUUCGUUCUCAGAUUUGAUGGAAGCAGUUUUCCAUCUCACAAACACACACACACACACAGAGAGAGAAACCACAAUGCAACUGACAUUAGGAUUCCAAAGCCCGUUUGCACAGCUCUGAGAACUCGCUCCGACCGCAGGUUGCAUGUUUGGCGGCUGACACCAGCAAGCCAAAGAAGAACCAUGUGUGAGCCUUCACCACAGAGACACGACGUCUCAGGGUUCCCGAUUCCUUUCGCUCCCACAUCUCAGGGUCUGCGGUCAACAGUAGGUGCUUGCAAGCUUCUGUGGCGGACUCAGAACACCCUAGAGCAAAGCCAUUUCUAGCAUGUGCAUGAUAAAAGUUCGGUUGAGCAGGUUGUGCCUGAAACACCCAAAUGACCUUUCACCUCUGGGCUGUUGUUUCGGGAGACGUGGUCUUAAACUUCUUGAUGGAGCAAAGAUUUAAACUUGGUGCACGGAGUCUAAACCCAUCACGUGCACCAGUCCUGGACCAUGCACCUUCUGAUGUGGGUGUUCUAGUGAAUGAAUUGGCUCUUCCAAGCACCCUUGCAGUUAAGCACUAGCCUGCUUACCGUAGGCGACUAGGGCUUCCACACAGGCAAGCAAGUGGGCUGGCAGAGAUGGGGCAGAGUCCUCCAGAGCCCUCUUCCAUACCCUACAGCGGCCUGUCGGAGGAGAGAAGUCCUGCCCUCCGUUCUGCCCAGUAAAGAACUUUGAUAGUACUCACAGAGUUGGAAGGGACCCCCAGUGGUCAUUUGGUCCAACUCGCUGCAAUACAUACAUAUCCCAAAGCAGCUGGAGGGCAAAAUAAGGUUGGCAAAGGCCGAGACAGAGGUUGCAGUCGAGAAUUCAUCCAUUCAUCUCCUUUUGUUGCCAUUUUUGUUUUAACACGUUGCCAGUUCCCCACCUCCCUUUCCUUAUAUCAUCUGCUUUGAAAAGUGACCUUGUUUUAAUUUUGUUGCGUUCAGUUUGCAUUGAAAUAAAACGCUUAUUUUGAUAGUU
Molecule: messenger RNA, 3837 nt
Organism: Podarcis raffonei (Aeolian wall lizard)
Lineage: Eukaryota; Metazoa; Chordata; Lepidosauria; Squamata; Lacertidae
Gene: IL1RAP
Product: interleukin 1 receptor accessory protein
Exons: 12
Coding region: 274-1998 (574 amino acids)
Biological process (GO): signal transduction
Molecular function (GO): interleukin-1 receptor activity
Source: RefSeq, a predicted model, not a curated record